This is a messenger RNA of Nymphaea colorata (pocket water lily), 748 nucleotides long. Its product is annotated as protein BIC1-like. NCBI's taxonomy places the organism in Eukaryota, Viridiplantae, Streptophyta, Magnoliopsida, Nymphaeales, Nymphaeaceae. The record is from RefSeq and is a predicted model, not a curated record. Gene Ontology annotation, biological process: blue light signaling pathway. Bases 227 to 613 code for a protein of 128 amino acids. The transcript has a single exon.
UUCCUUCCUUCUUUCCUCCUCUCUUUCCACCGCCACCCAAUACCUCUCCUCCCCAUCCAUCGCUAUUUCUUCAUCUCUCAACCACCACACAGCCUCCAUAGCCUCUCCUUCUCUGUCUUUCUCCAGAUUCUGCCUUCCGAAUCACGCACCACACUCUCUCUUUCUGAGCAGAUUCUACCUUCUGAAGCAAGCGACCGCACCUAUUUCUCUAUCUCUGUACUCCUGAAUGACUCGCCGCACGAAGGUCUCUACUUCAACUGCAGAGGAGAACAGGAAGAUGCCUUCGCCGUUGCCGCCCGCCCCCUUUGGCGAGAAGAGGCCCGUCCAGGACGAGCAGGACGUGGUGGUGGGGAAGAGGAAGGCGCAGCCGGAGGGGCAACAGCACUGCUGCGGCAGGGAGAGACUGCAGAGGCACAGGAGUCAGGUGGCGGGACGCGUCUGGAUACCGGAGGUGUGGGGUAAGGAGCAGUUCCUCAAGGAGUGGACCGACUGCGCCGCGCUCGACCGGGCGCUCAUGCCCAUGGGCUUGGUCUCCGCCAAGUCCGCCCUCGUAGAGGAGUGCCGAAGGAGCGCCGGCUCCGGCGGCCUCAGGAUCGACCUCGCCGCCGUGUGAAAUCCUCCGGCGCCGUGGCCGAAACCAGAUUGAAUAUUGCUUUUUGGCUUCCUGCAUUUCACUUGAUUUCUUCUUGUUCUCCUGUAAUCAACUAUGUUAUGAGACGUAAGACGAUGAUACGAUCUGGUUACUCCA